Messenger RNA from Chelonus insularis, 1831 nucleotides. RefSeq lists its product as uncharacterized. Lineage: Eukaryota; Metazoa; Arthropoda; Insecta; Hymenoptera; Braconidae. The record is from RefSeq and is a predicted model, not a curated record. The coding region runs from base 486 to 755 and encodes 89 amino acids. The transcript has 2 exons.
AGUUGAACAUUUUUAGGACAAACAAAGGUACUAUAAUUUCUACAACCACAGAUCUUGUCAACUGCUUCCGUUUAAAUUUCUAAUAUUCAGUGAUGAUUAAAUUUCAUAUCAGCUUUCGGGAGAUCAGAAUUAAUACAAUGUCGUAGGAGUUAAUGUUUAUUAUUUUAUUUCUUGCAUCAGUCGACGCCAAUAUAAAUUUAAAAGAUUGAAAGACUACCACAACUUUCACUUUUGCUGGUGUAACUGUUCGUAGUUGGAAUCAUCGAUCGUAUGAUUAAACAUAUCAUAUUAUUAAACUAAGAAGAUUUUACUUUAAUAAACAAGAUCGUCUAUACACACUAAUAAUUAGAUGUUUUAAAUAACUAGUUUGAUAAUCUUAUCAAAUUGUUGAUCGAUUAAAAUUCUGGAUUCUCCAACACUGGUUGUUAGUGACAGUUAACAAGAAAUCAACAUUUAACAAGGGAAAAAAUGAAGUUGGUGAGUACAUGUUUCUGUUGAUCGUUUCAAGUUUCUUCAUACUGGAAAUAAACUCAUACGAUCCAAAAGAUGAAAAGCUCAAAGAUAUUCUACUGCCGGAAGGUCAGUUUGAGGCAUUCUACUUAAAAGGAGUUCAAAGUGAAGAAGAGAAUGCAGUCCGACCACCUCAUCUCCAUGGAUCUUUUCAUGCACAUCGUCAUCCAGGUCUCGUAGGUGUACCAAAUAGUGCAGCAUACGGAUUCCGUUUUGACGGAAAGCGUCGCUUUAAUUAUGAUUAAGGGAAAGUAUCAUUCGUCGUUAAUAUCAAAUAUAAUUAAGUGAGAUUGUUGUACUAAUGCGUAUUAUUUCUAAUGCUUGUGAAAAUCAGAUAAUCGUAGUAUUAUCUAUUUGGGUUUCAUCUCUACGAUUUACAGAGCUAUUGAAAAAAAAAUAAUGUAUUUAAAGUGUAACAUGCGUUGCGUGAAUUAGUUAGCGAUAAAUCACAGAGAAAAAUAUCAUUUUUACGAAAGUUAUAAUAUUCGUAAGUAAGACUAUCAUUUGAGUUCCAAUAUGAUAUUAUAUUAAGUUCCAAUGAGAUAUUAUAUUUAUUGUAUUAUAAUGCUUAAAGGCGUUCCUUGGAAGCUUUCAUAUAUCAUUAAUGACCCUUUGAAUUACUAGUCAUCUUGAUACACGAUGCAUACAGUUUCCGUUUUAAUUAUUUUCUAAAAAUAAAUUGUUUAUUUAGUGCAUUCUUUGAAUAUACUUUCUUAUUUUUUUCUAAUUCUAAUUAACUCCAGAUUCCACAAAUUGCCGGUUGUUAAUAAAUCUAGUUGCCGAAAAGAAAUCAAGAGUGAUCUGAGUAUCUACUAACCAAUCAAUAGAAAAAACAACUUGUGGUAAUUAUAGAAACUUACGUACAUACACAGAUCAAUUGAUAUUCUACUUUCUAUCAAACUGAUUGAAGUUUUGUCAAUCUAUCCAUAUGAUACUUAAUGGACCAGUUUUUCUUUUAAUGUACUUGAAUAUAAUUACUAUGUCUUCUAUCUAUUAAGAACUAUUUGAGUACCAUACUAGGUGAGAAAAAGACUUAAGUUAGAUAUGGAGAAUCUUCAUGGUGAAACUUUAGCUUUCAUGUCCAUUAAACAGGAUGCAAAAUUUGUUCCAAGAAUUGAAUAAUACUUACAUAGGUAUUCGAUUAAAUACCUUUUUCAAUUAUCUAUUGUUUUAUUUACAGCUCUUUAUUAUUACUAAUCUUAAAUGUAGUUAUUAUUAAAACUCAAGAAUUGCAUGAAUGAAAAAUAAUUUAUUUAUAAUUAAUGAAUGCAAAUCCAAAAAUCAUUAUUCACAAAAAAAUUUUAGGUAAAUAAUCAAGAAU